Molecule: messenger RNA, 5698 nt
Organism: Trematomus bernacchii (emerald rockcod)
Lineage: Eukaryota; Metazoa; Chordata; Actinopteri; Perciformes; Nototheniidae
Gene: vav2
Product: vav 2 guanine nucleotide exchange factor
Exons: 29
Coding region: 907-3663 (918 amino acids)
Biological process (GO): intracellular signal transduction; regulation of GTPase activity; cell migration
Cellular component (GO): cytoplasm
Molecular function (GO): protein binding; guanyl-nucleotide exchange factor activity
Source: RefSeq, a predicted model, not a curated record
CUCACAUUCUCUGAGUGUGGAGCCACUUUAACGAAAGUGUGGACACUAUUCAACUGUUACCUUUGCACGGGAUAAUAAGCGCGCGCGUGCAAGCUCAUUAAACCACCUGGGUGGACCCCGCGUGAGACUUCUAGAAGCUUUCAGUGCGGCUCGUGCCUGGAGUUGGGACCGCUAAACAUCCCCGUCCGAGAGGGGAAUCGAGGAGAGGGAGACGGGGGAGAGAGGACACGAGCGGAAGGGAGGCGAAAAUCACAUACAAACCGAGCUGUACACACGGGUGACGCUGUUUUGGGCGUGCAGAAAGGCGGCAAACAAAGUCACAUUAACCGGAUAAAUGUAAACAUUGAUUUCCCCCCCCUGCGGUGCGUUGUUUGGACUCUAUGGAACAAGGGUUAUCCCGGGGCUGAGGAAAGACUGCUCUGUUUUCUUCAUUGUUUGCUAUGGAAAUUACGGGAAGUUCAUGUUUUUGGCUUCAUUGGGAACGUUAAAUGCAAAUGCAGUAGGUAGGUAGGGGACUCCGGGCUUUCAGUUCGUCAACUACUUGCUUUUUCCCCCUACAUUGUAUAGUAGUAGGCUGUGCUGUUUGCUUCUCUGAAAUGUGAGCCCCUCGUGAAGUAGAUACAUGACAAACCGCUGUACCCAGCUGUUUCAUUAGCACUACUGUAACCCUCCACUCUCGCCUUUUUGGAUUGGAUAUGCGAACAAACUUUUUAAGAAUGAAGAGGAGAAAAUUCCCAUAGCACGUCUCUUUUAUCUGGUCACAUCCGCGGAACUGGAUUAUUAUUUUUCCCAAGCCUUCAUUUCCAUGUUGUGGAGACAGGAGAGCUGACAUGCGUCUGGAAUGGGGAUCUAGCGCGGUGACAUACAGUUGCGAAAUAGCCUGAUUUAUAGAUCUAUAGAGAGUGAAUGAUUAGGAUACCCGGUGCAGGUAGGGGAGCCGACAGUAGUGCCUGCUUGUUCGCCGUGAGUGACCGCUUUGAGCCCGCUGUGAACCCGCUGGAGGACUCGGUUACUUUGAGUGGAGUCUCCGGAGCCGCUAUGGAGGAGUGGAGACAAUGCGGGCGGUGGUUGAUAGACUGCAAGGUCCUGCCCCCCAACCACCGGGUCGUGUGGCCCUCGGCGGCCGUCUUCGACUUGGCACAGGCCCUGCGAGACGGGGUGCUGCUGUGCCAGAUGUUGCACAACCUCUCCCCGGGAUCAGUGGACCUGAAGGAGAUCAAUUUCAGACCCCAGAUGUCACAGUUCCUGUGUUUGAAGAACAUCCGGACGUUCCUCAAGGUGUGCCACGACAAGUUCGGCCUGCGUAACAGUGAGCUGUUCGACCCGUUCGACCUCUUUGAUGUCAGGGACUUCGGCAAGGUAAUCUCCGCUCUUUCGAGGAUCUCCCACCACAGCAUUGCACAAAUCAAAGGCAUCAGGCCUUUUCCAUCGGAGGACACAGCUCUGAAUGAGGAUGAUGUGUACCGGAGCCUUGAAGAGCUGGCAGAUGAGCAUGACUUGGGUGAGGAUGACAUCUACGACUGUGUGCCAUGUGAUGACGAUGGGGACGACAUCUAUGAGGACAUCAUUAAGGUGGAAGUACGACAACCCAUGAAGAUGGGAAUGACAGAAGAAGACAAAAGAAAUUGCUGCUUAGUAGAGAUCCAGGAGACUGAAGCAAAGUACUACAAGACUUUAGAGGACGUUGAGAAGAACUACAUGAUCCCGUUGAAGCAAGUGUUCACCCCACAGGAAAUGGAGGCUAUCUUUGUCAAUCUUGAGGAUGUAAUCAAAGUCCACUCCGCCCUCCUACGAGCCAUAGACCUGAACAUGUUGAGCGGAGGAAGCGGACUGGGGAAGAUCUUCCUCGAAUUCAAAGAAAGGUUGUUGAUCUACGGUCUGUACUGUAGCCACAUGGAGAACGCACAGAAGACACUGGACGAGCAAAUAGCGACACGGGAGGACGUCAAGAUUAAAGUGGAGGAAUGUACUAUGAAAGUGCAGGAAGGGAAGUUCAAGCUGCAGGAUCUGCUGGUGGUUCCCAUGCAGAGGGUGCUGAAGUACCACCUACUACUGAAGGAGCUGUUGACUCACUCGGCGGACCGACCGGAGAGACAACAACUGAAGGAGUCUCUGGAGGCGAUGCAGGACCUUGCCAUGUACAUCAACGAAGUCAAGAGGGAUAACGAGACGCUGAAGAAAAUCAGCGAGUUCCAAAGUUCAAUAGAGAAUCUUCAGCAGGUGAAACUGGAGGAGUACGGGAGGCCAAAGAUAGACGGAGAGCUGAAGGUGUGCUCCAUCGUCAACCGAACGAAACAGGACCGGUAUAUAUUCCUGUUUGAUAAAGUGGUCAUUGUCUGCAAGAGGAAAGGCUACAGCUAUGAGCUCAAAGAGAUUAUCGAACUGCAGUCAUAUAAAAUGUCCGACGACCCCAUGAACAACAGAGACAUGAAAAAGUCCAGUGGAAAAAUGUGGUCAUACGGUUUCUACCUGAUCCACCUGCAAGGGAAGCAGGGCUUCCAGUUCUUCUGUAAAACAGAGGAGACAAAGAGGAAGUGGAUGGAGCAGUUUGAAAUGGCCAUGUCCAACAUCAAGCCAGAGAGAGCCACAGCCAAUCAGCAUAACUUUCAGAUGCACACAUUCGAUAAGAACACCAACUGUCGAGCCUGCAAGAUGCUCCUGAGGGGAAUCUUCUACCAGGGCUACUACUGCUCUCGCUGUGGAACAGGAGCACACAAAGAGUGUCUGGAAGUCAUCACCAUCUGUAAAAUAAAUCCUCUUGACUUGGAACCCGGAUUAUCAUCAGCUACAUCCAUCAAUCCUCAUAGCAAUCACUUGAUUGUGUCUCCAGGCCCCAAGAUGGUGGCAGUGAGGAACUACCACGGCACGCCUGCUCCACCGGGGAAGACGCCGCUGUGUUUUCAAACAGGAGAGUUUAUCGAGCUGCUGAAGGGAGAUCCUGACACCACGUGGUGGGAGGGAAAACUGAUACAAACACUAAAGAGCGGCUUCUUUCCCAGUUCUUGUGUAAAACCAUGUUUGGACCCAAAGCCUUUCCAGUCAUUAUCUACCCGGCAGUGCUCCAGGGAAUCAGACUACUAUGGAUAUCCUUGGUUUGCGGGGAACAUGGAGCGCCAGCAGGCCGAUAACCUUUUAAAAUCCCACAGCAGCGGGACCUACCUUAUCAGAGAGAGGACGGCGGAGGCAGAGAGGUUCGCCAUCAGCAUCAAAUUCAACGAUGAAGUAAAACACAUCAAAGUCAUUGAAAAAGACAACUGGAUUCACAUCACUGAGGCCAAGAAAUUUGAGAGUCUUUUGGAGCUGGUGGAGUACUAUCAGGCACAUUCACUGAAAGAGAGCUUUAAGUUGUUAGACACGACCCUGCGAUACCCGUACAAGUCGAGAGAACGCUCGCUAACACGGGCCAGCACACGCUCACCAGAUGUACCCAUACAGAUGAACGCUCAAAUAUCUGGAUCAGUGUUCACUCCUCGGGUGGUCAGCUCAGCGGUGGCCAGGUAUAAUUUUGCAGCAAGAGACAUGAGAGAGCUUUCUCUGCGGGAAGGAGACAUCGUGAAAAUCUACAGCAAGAUCGGAGGAGACCAGGGCUGGUGGAAGGGAGAGGCCAACGGACGAAUUGGAUGGUUUCCCUCAACGUACGUGGACGAAGAAGGCGUUCAGUAAUGCUGGAAGGAUUACUGGCCUCGCGCUCUAAAAUCAGGAACCAUCAUCUAUCUACUGUGCUCAGAGAAAUCACUCACUCUCUCCAGGAAACAACACAAGAAAAAAAAAACUUUUGCUGUUGUUUUUUUGCUGGAUACCCGAUCGUUCUGCGAGUGUUUCUACCCCAUUUCUCAAUCUUCAAUUAUGCACCUGCUUUGCUUAUGUUUGUACAUUUUUCAUUCUUUAUUUUAGCAGGAUGUCCUGUUUAAUCUCUGUACAGGAAAGAAGAAGAAAGUGGCUUGUUGUCUGUCAGUGUGUUCUGCAGAGGAUCUAUGAACUGAGGACAGAAACUGUGGAUAGCUUCUUGGUUGCAGGUCUAUGCCAGGUGAAAUAAUUGUACAGUAUAGAUAAUUUAUUGAAUAGAGAUUAUUAUCAUUACUAAUGAUUAUUGUGGGGGAUUUUAGCUGAAGCAAUGAAUCAGAAACUAAAAUAAGGGGGGGGAAAAGACAGAUGCUCUGUUUUCAUGUGGAGAGAUUUUUGCCUUAGUUGUCAUGGUGAUGCCUUGUGGGCUGACACCAGUGGAGGGAAUAGACUUUGUUGACUGGUUUUACUUCUCCAUGUAUGCAUGUGCCCAUGCGCGGCCCACACACACAUACACACACACACACACACACACUCUGACCAAUGUACAGUACGGUGCCUUUGAAGAAUGGUCCAUGCUUACUGAACCACAGCAGCCCCAAACAGAGGACUCUACUGAGGUGGGGGGCACUGACUGGGGACGCCCCUCCCCGGGAAACAAGAUGGUGAAGCAUUUAACUUAUCCUAACCGUGACUGGAUAGACUCAGAAAGAGGGUUUUUAUAGCCAUCAACAUACUGACGGCUAUGUCAGUAUGUUACCACUGUUCAAUGGAUGAAACCAACUGGAUGCAAAAGGGAAACAUCAAGACAUUCCACUGGACAACCACUUCACACUUUGAUUUGUUCUUUGUGCAUAGAAUCAAGACUAUUUUUUAACUGGACCGUUUAUUAUUUGAAGCCAAAUUCAGCCAUGUUUUAAUGUCUGCAUGGAGUUUGUUAUGAUUUUUGUACUUUGCCUUAUUUUUACAGAUGUUCAGGUGUUGGGUUUUUCUUUUUGUUCCCGCCUCCCCCUUCUUAAUGUAAAUCAUUUUUCAUGCGUGAAAUUUGGUGCUGUGCAGACUGGUGAAAAUGUAAACUGUCAGAAGAUUUUUUUAUCUGAAGGAAAAUGUACGUGCUAAUGAACCUGAAUCCACAGAAGAAGACAUUUUGUGUUUUUCCAAAGGGGCAGUGCUCAGUGUUUCCAUUUACUUCCAGUAAUUAACAGCCAUGUUGACUGCAGUUUGUCAAUAUUAAACGUUCAUCAGUUUCCUAUUGACAGAAGGCCAGUUUCUAAUUCUAGUUAUGCUGACGUUCAGAUGUUUAUUGGCUCUGUUAGCUUAUAAUGGUUCAAAUUUGUUUACAUUUAAUUUCAUAUACAGAAUAUUGACUAACUCUGUUUGACCUUCAUAUCUGCACCUCCACAUUGUGAUAUGGUAUUGAUGAAUCCAUAGCAGCUUAGACUGAAAUGUCUCAGCCUUCAUUUGAAAAUGUCACGUAUAUUAAAACUCAUCUUGUCUUCUUGCUAAAACUAAUACGAAGGAAGCUAAGUGCAAACACUGAGCACGUCCGCUCAGGCUGGUUCUCCAACACUAACGGGGAAAAGGUGCUGAUAUGUUUAGUUUCUAAACUUUUGACUGUCUAUGAUGUGUGUCAUUACAAAGGCCCACCCCCCCAAAAAACACAAAGUUCUACCACUGUGUGAGGGGGGACACACAGGAAGCCUCCAUGUCAUCUAAAUAAAGAGAGGGGGGGGGGGGGGAUCUAGUCGCUGUGUAUGUGGUGGACAAAAUCCCAUUGCAUGUGGCUAUUGAUAUUUCAACUCCUGUCAAUACGUCCUCGAAAAAAAAUAAGUACUUAAUCGUGUACAUUUUUUUUUGAAUGGUUGAGUAUUUCCAAAUGAGGUCUAUUAUGAAAUAAAUAUUUCUCUUUGGUUUA